Molecule: messenger RNA, 1455 nt
Organism: Williopsis jadinii
Lineage: Eukaryota; Fungi; Ascomycota; Saccharomycetes; Phaffomycetales; Wickerhamomycetaceae
Exons: 2
Coding region: 1-1455 (484 amino acids)
Source: RefSeq, a predicted model, not a curated record
AUGAGUGCUGUUCGGCUGAGAAGCCAAGGUCCUGUUCCUGAUGAAGGACGAAAUUACUGCUUUGUAUCUGACGUUGAUGAUGCUCAGGUCAUCUCCGCUGGUGAAUCCUCCAGAGUGAAAGAGGAGAGAAUCACCGCAAUUGAGGCCAGAUUCGAUGCCAUUGAACAAAGAGUUGAGGCCAGAUUCGAUGCCAUUGAACAAAGAUUUGAACAAAUAAACGACGAAAACAAACAAAGAUUUGAUGACAUCACCAAAUUGCUCAACACCUGGAUGAACAAAGUGAGUGGUUCUGAGGAGAAAUCAAACACCAUUCCUGAGACGUCUUCGCCAACCAACAAUCAUGACGGUCCAAAGGUUUCAUUCGAAGAACCUAAGGUUACUCCACCUCAAACUGUGGUUGAGAGGUUCAAAGUCGAACCAGCUGAAGCAGCCUUAUUGACCACAUUGAAGGAAAUCCAACCUGAGAUCUUUUUGGAAGAUCAAUUGGUUGCAAGCUGUACUAGGGACACUGGCACAAUGAAAUACAAUCCUAUGUUCUCCCGUCCAGAUUCUAUUACUUCAUCUCCAAAACGGAUGACAUUCGAGGAGAGAAUUGCAUGGUUGAAGGCUGCCAAAUGGUUCUGUACUAGAACUCAGUUGAGAACCGAUCAAUGGGUCAGUUUCCUAAUUGAUGAGUUUUUCAGUGAUAGUGUCACUAUUUAUGGCAUUAGAGAUAUCAUCUUUGCUCAUAUUUCAACUACAACAUACUACUACAUUGCCGACUCCUGGUUUGCCCUUAUCCUCUACUUUUUCCCUUCCAGGAUUGAGAUUGAAAAGCAUAAGUUCCUCAAAGACCAUGCCCUACGUACAAAAUGGAUUAAGAAAGGUGAAAACAUUGCUCAAUCAUUGCGCACUUGGCUUAUUGCCUGCCAGUGUCCUCGUGGUUAUGGUCCCUCAUUUAGAGAAGUCAAGCUCCAACUUGAAAUUAUUCUAUUCGAGGUUGCUCCCAACUAUAUUGUUGAUUUUUCAAAAAUCUCCAAUUGGACUGAAUUGAUUUCUGUUCUUGAUGAAGGUCAUUUUCCUCAGUUCAAAUGUGCCACUGAAGACAUUGUAAUCUUCAAGGAUCAUUGGAAAGAACACAGUUCCACGCAAUGGCUGAAUAUGCUGACGUUGACUGAGGAUAAUGAACAACUGAAUGUUGUGCGUCAUGGCAAGAACAAUUCUAAUGGUGACAUCAGAUCAUCGAAUCCUCGUGGUAGCGGUAAUGCUCGUUCUUACAACAAUAACAAAUCAAAUCAUGGUAACAGCUACUGUGGUUCCAAUGGUCAAGGUGGAAGUGGUUCAUACAACCGCAACUCUUCUACUUCACACCAUGACCAAGACUUCAAGAUUUAUGAUGGUUGCGAAUGUUAUCGUUGUCGUCAAUACAAGCAAAUGGCCACUAACUGCUUGUCUGAAUAUCUGGAAAGGGAAUAA